AUGGCAAGGAACCAGACUGCGAGCCUCCCAGUUAUUCCCCUCGCGAGAGGGACCGUUCUACUCCCCGGUCUAGUGCAGAGAAUUCCUGUCACCUCAAGCCGACCGGACAUCCCAGCGUUGCUCGCUCAUGUGUACGAGCGUGCCGCCGCGAAGGGCCCCGAGGGCCGCAUAGACCAAGUUCCGAUUUGUUGCGUUCCCAUAUCAUCGCCCCAUGUUGGUCCGAGUGGGCAGCUACUCAUAAACAAUGGCGAGGAGGUCGACAGUUCACAGUCUGAUGACAUCAACCCCGGGAGUGCCAAAACCGCGGACCUCUACAAUUUUGGCGUCGCUGCCAAGAUAAUCGGUGUUGAUGGCCGCGGAUCUGGAGAGUUUGCUCUGAGAGUGGAGGGUACUGCGCGCAUACGACUUGAUGGAAUAUACCAGGAGCGUCCUUUCUUUGAAGGAAAUGUCACGUACUUCACUGACGAGGUCAACCCUUCAGAUAAACAGCUACACGAGCUAUUCCAGCUUCUGAAAGCCAAGUCUAGGGAGCUGGUCACCAUCCUUCGAAUUUCAUCCUUACUACCCCGAACGAAGGGUGGGCCGACGCUGGCCCCCUCGAUAACAAAGCGACUGGACAUGCUGAUUAUGAGGAGAGAGUUCAAAGAUGCGGGACUAUUGGCUGACUUCAUGUCCAAUCUGGUGGAGACCACCCAUGAAGAGAAGUUGGAAGUUUUGGCUGCUUUGGAUGUCAAGGUCCGGAUCACAAAGGUCAUUGAGCUCCUCGAUCGCCAAGUGGGAGGCAUCAAGAAUAAUUUCAAGAUCACGGCAUUCACCACAGUUCCAGUUCAAAUUCUGGACCGCCUGAAUGACAACCAGCGAAAGAAUAACUCGUUCCCAGGCAUGCCGGGGAUGGCCUUUGUCCCACCCCAGGGGCAGAUGCCUAAUAACAACGAUCAGGACGGGGACCAGGAGGCAAAUGAAUUGGAAGAGCUGAAGAAGAAGCUGCAGGCUGCAAAGCUGCCUCAAGAGGUGUCCAAGACAGUGGACAGGGAACUUCGUCGCCUUUCAAAGAUGAUGCCCAUGAACCAAGAGUACCAAGUCACUCGAACUUGGUUGGAAACCUUGUCGGAGAUUCCCUGGGCUGCUGUCACUGAAGACCGUCUUGGUCCGGAGACGUUGAACAGAGCCCGUAAGCAGCUCGAUACGGAUCACUACGGUCUGGAUAAAGUCAAGAAGCGACUGAUCGAAUAUCUUGCUGUUCUUAGGCUGAAGCAGUCUAUCAACGAUGGCGUUGAUGCAAAAAUCAAGCAGGCUGAGGAGGAGGAAGCUUCUUCUGCCGCCGGUUCUACUCAGAUGGAGGACGAGCUGGAUGACCAUGUGCCUCAAAUUAAACCCAGCCUGCAGGACUCUGCAAAGCUCCAGGUUCUCAAGUCAAAGAGAAUGGUUGAUAAAUCCCCCAUUAUGCUCCUUGUAGGUCCCCCUGGAGUAGGCAAGACUAGUCUGGCUAGAUCCGUUGCGACGGCGCUGGGACGAAAGUUUCACCGCAUUUCCUUGGGAGGUGUGAGGGACGAAGCCGAAAUUCGGGGCCAUAGGCGAACAUACGUCGCGGCUAUGCCUGGCCUCAUUGUCCAAGGUCUACGCAAGGUCGGCGUCGCUAACCCAGUUUUCUUGUUGGAUGAGAUCGAUAAGGUUGGAGCUGCGAGUGUUCACGGCGAUCCUUCAGCUGCAAUGCUCGAGGUCCUUGAUCCAGAACAAAACCACACGUUUCACGACCAUUACGUGGGUAUGCCAAUUGAUCUUUCCAAGAUUCUGUUCAUCGCCACUGCCAACUCGCUUGAUACAAUCCCUGGACCCCUUCUCGACCGUAUGGAAAUGAUCUACAUUCCAGGCUACACAACACUUGAGAAGCGUCACAUCGCAGUACAGCAUUUGAUCCCCAAACAGAUUCGGGUCAACGGACUGGCCGAGGACCAGGUGUACUUCAACCAAGAUGUUGUGUCCAAGAUCAUUGAGUCGUACACCCGUGAGUCAGGGGUUCGCAACCUCGAGCGUGAGAUUGGCUCUGUGUGUCGUGCGAAGGCUGUGGAAUUCGCAGAGGCGAAGGACUCCAACGCGCUCGACAAGUACAAACCACAGCUCGAGGUUGACGACCUGGAGGCCAUCUUGGGGAUUGAGCGCUUUGAGGAAGAGAUUGCCGAGAAGUCUAGUCGCCCGGGCAUCGUGACCGGACUGGUUGCUUAUAGCUCAGGGGGCAACGGUAGUAUUCUCUUCAUCGAGGUGGCUGAUAUGCCCGGCAACGGCAGGGUUCAGUUGACCGGAAAGCUUGGAGAUGUUCUCAAGGAGAGCGUCGAGGUUGCCCUCACUUGGGUGAAGGCCCAUGCCUAUGAGCUUGGCCUUACCCCAGAGCCGACAACCGACAUCAUGAAGGAGCGAAGCAUCCAUGUGCACUGUCCUUCCGGCGCCAUACCCAAGGACGGUCCCAGUAGCGGCAUUGGCCAAGCGAUUGCGCUCAUCUCUCUGUUUUCAGGAAAACCUGUCCCACCGACCAUGGCCAUGACAGGCGAAAUAUCCCUUCGUGGCAGAGUGACCGCCGUCGGAGGUAUCAAGGAGAAACUUAUUGGAGCACUACGAGCGGGCGUCAAAACGGUGUUACUACCUGCACAGAACCGAAAAGAUGUGAAAGAUCUGCCACAGGAGGUCAAGGAUGGCCUGGAGAUCAUCCAUGUCAGCCAUAUCUGGGAGGCGAUUCGGAUGGUAUGGCCAGACUCUCAUUGGGCAGCGGACAGUAACUACGCAGGUAUUGAAAGCCGACUCUAA
This is a messenger RNA of Clonostachys rhizophaga, 2799 nucleotides long. The record is from the annotation of a GenBank genome assembly. Lineage: Eukaryota; Fungi; Ascomycota; Sordariomycetes; Hypocreales; Bionectriaceae.